AUGCCUCGUGGUCACAAGAGUAAGCUCCGUGCUCGUGAGAAACGCCGCCAAAACAGAGCUGAGACACAAAGUCUUCAGAGCGCUGAGGCUGCUACAGAAGAUGCAGAGGCCGCCUGCUCCUCCUCCUCAGUUCUGGCAGACGCUCCCUCAAGUGCCACCGGUGCUGGUCCUCUCCAGACACCUUCGAGGGACCCAGCCAGCACCAGUGCUGCUGCAGGUGUUUCAGGCAAAAGAUCUGCUGGAAAAGCCAAAGGCCGAGUUUGGAAAAGUAGAAGUUCCUCCCAGGCCUCACCUUCCCCUGAGAGCUUUGGCCUAGAUAUCCUCACUCAGAAGGCAAGUCACUUGGUAGACUAUCUUCUGACUCAGUAUCAAAUGAAGGAGCCCAUUAGAAAGGCAGACAUGCUGAAGAUAGUCCACAAAUGGUGCAGGAAGGACUUUCCUGAGAUUCUCAAGAUGGCCUCAGACCACAUGGAUCUGGUGUAUGGUCUAGAAUUGAAAGAAGUCAAGCCCAAUGGUAACUUCUACACCCUGGUCCAGAAUGAAGACGCCGCCAGCGAUGAGAGUCUGAGCAGAGCCUGGAGAUUUCCUGUAAAAGGGAUUCUGAUGCCUCUGCUGAGUGUGAUCUUCCUGAAUGGCAACUGCACCUCUGAGGAGGAGAUCUGGAAAUUCCUGGGUAUAAUGGGCAUCUAUGAUGGAAAGUCUCACUUCAUUUUUGGAGAUACCAGGAAGCUUAUCACCCAAGAUUUGGUGCAGGAAGAAUACCUGGUGUACCGGCAGGUGGCCAACAGCGAUCCUCCACGCUACGAGUUCCUCUGGGGUCCAAGAGCCCACGCUGAGACCAGCAAGAUGAAAAUCCUGGAGUUCGUGGCCAAGAUGAAUGAUAACGUCCCCACUGCCUUCCCAGCCUAUUACGAAGAGGCUUUGAAAGAUGAGGAAGAGAGAGCCCGAGCUGCACCCAGUGCUAGCAGUCCUUCCAAGGCCAGUGGUCACCCCAGAGCCACAUCCAGCCACUACCCUCAGCCUGAGUGA
Messenger RNA from Artibeus jamaicensis (Jamaican fruit-eating bat), 1029 nucleotides. RefSeq names its product melanoma-associated antigen B2-like. Gene Ontology annotation, cellular component: nucleus. Bases 1 to 1029 code for a protein of 342 amino acids. Gene Ontology annotation, biological process: negative regulation of transcription by RNA polymerase II. The transcript has a single exon. NCBI's taxonomy places the organism in Eukaryota, Metazoa, Chordata, Mammalia, Chiroptera, Phyllostomidae. The record is from RefSeq and is a predicted model, not a curated record.